Westerdykella ornata is the source of this 770-nucleotide messenger RNA. Its product is annotated as endoglucanase II. Bases 1 to 750 code for a protein of 249 amino acids. The transcript is spliced from 4 exons. The record is from RefSeq and is a predicted model, not a curated record. Lineage: Eukaryota; Fungi; Ascomycota; Dothideomycetes; Pleosporales; Sporormiaceae.
AUGAAGCUGUCCGCCUCCCUCGCUUUGGCCGCCGUGGCCUCGUCCGCUACCGCGCACACAAUCUUCACCAAUGUAAACAACAACGGUAUUGGCGAGGGUGUUCGUGUACCGUCCUACAACGGUCCCAUAACCAACGUACAGUACCCGAAAUCGCCCAUUGACUCUAAAGCAGCUGACAAUGGAGACAGGUCUAACGACGUAGUCUGCAACGGGGGUCCUAAUCCGACCCAAUCUACCGACAAGGUCAUUGAUCUUCAGGCCGGUUCGCAAGUCACGCUUCAAUGGCGAUACACCCUGCAAACCGCGGCGGGUGGUCAGGUUAUCGAUGCCAGCCACAAGGGUCCCGUCAUGGCGUACAUGAAGAAGGUGUCGAAUGCAAAGACGGACAGCGGUGUUGGCGGCGGCUGGUUCAAGAUCUACGAGGACGGCUUCGACGGCUCCAAGUGGGGUGUCGACAGACUCAUUGCCAACGGCGGCAAACAGGUCGUCACCAUCCCUCAGUGCAUUGCUCCGGGCCAGUAUCUGCUCCGCGGAGAGUUGAUCGCCUUGCACAACGCCGGGAGCACGGGUGGUGCUCAACUGUACAUGGAAUGCGCACAGGUCAAUAUCCUUGGUGGCAGUGCCUCCAAGACGCCCUCGACCGUCAGCUUCCCUGGCGCUUACUCCGCAAACGACAAGGGCAUUUUGUAUAACCUAUACAGCGGUCAGAAGACGUACACAGCCCCCGGCCCGGCCGUGUUCAAGUGCUAGUACAUGUAAAGCUUGCGGCG